This is a messenger RNA of Bactrocera dorsalis (oriental fruit fly), 2033 nucleotides long. RefSeq names its product class E basic helix-loop-helix protein 22 (gene Oli). Lineage: Eukaryota; Metazoa; Arthropoda; Insecta; Diptera; Tephritidae. Gene Ontology annotation, molecular function: protein dimerization activity. The coding region runs from base 863 to 1558 and encodes 231 amino acids. The transcript has 4 exons. The record is from RefSeq and is a predicted model, not a curated record.
GUAGCAGUUGCGACAAUUGUAAUCGUCCUGCAGCAUGUGCGCGGCAACGCUUAAUAAAAACAUUUGAACGCAUAAAAGCCGGAAUAAAAUCGAAAUAAUAAUAAAGCAAACAAAAAAUCCUCCGAACGAAAGCCGAAACGACAGGCGGCGGCAAGAAUCAUUCAAUAGCGCCACUAACUACAUAGUUUGUUGUUAUUGCAGCAGCACUCUCUUCUCCUGGGUGCGUGUGUGUGUGUGUUGGUUCUAUUGCGACUCUAUGUGUAUUGCUCGCACCGCAACCACCAACGACUCAGCGCAAUCACCACUACCUCCGGCAGCAGCGUCACCAUUGCUGCUGUCAUAACCAGCAGCAGUCGCGGCAGCAUUAACACCAUUACCGCAAAGCGUUUAGCAACCGAACGCUCUGGCCACGCCAAACAUUUAGCACAUUUAUGAUAUUCCUACAGCACAAUUAAAUGGCGGACGCAUAGCGUGCAUGCAAAGUGUACCGAAAGGACGAAAAUCUGGAUUUUGAAUACCACAAAGCGGCGGGGAUUUAUCCUUGUCUCGUUGGUGAGAUUGUGUGAUGUUGGCGGCUGCGGCGGUGGUGUUCGUGUUGUUUUUGCCGCUGCAUGCACUUCCCUCUCCAUCGUGCCAUUAUACUAAUUCGUAGUCGGUGCCGUCAUCAGUUGGUACAUUUGUGAUAUUUGGUGCAAAGUGUUUUCGUGUUCUAGUUUUUCAGCAUACACAUUUUAUAAGCAAAAAAAUUAUUAUUAAAAUAAUAAACAAACUUAAAUAUUAGCAAUAUAGUAAUUACAGGAAUCUACAAAAUUAAUAGACGUUUCUUAAGUAAAUCCAUCUGGAACCUAAUCCCCCGUUCAAAAUGGAUCAUUCAAAUCUGCCAUUCGGUUUUGCUUUACCCGGUCAUGCACACAUGCCAAUACCACCAACACCAAAUUUGAUGUCCGGCCAUCCCGGCCCCACAUCCAGCCCACCGCAAAGUGUGCCUGGUAGGCGAACACCGCUUGGCGCUGUGGGACUCGGCGGCUUCUAUGCACAAGGACUUGGCAUGUCACAGCAAGGAUCCAUGCCGACAGAUGAGAAUAAGCCCAGUCCAAGUGCACUGGGGGCUGUUAGUGGCGGAAGUAUGGGACAUGGACGCAAAUCCCCACCACAAUCCCUAUCUGGUGGUACGACCACCGUGGCCGCCGGCAGUGGGACAAGUGGAAGCGGUGGCAGUGGCAAACAGAAAAACCGACAGGCAAAAACAGUGCGACUGAAUAUAAACGCGAGAGAGCGACGACGCAUGCACGAUUUGAACGAUGCUCUGGAUGAACUACGCAGCGUAAUACCUUACGCGCAUUCGCCUUCCGUGCGGAAGCUAUCAAAGAUCGCCACAUUGUUGUUAGCUAAGAACUAUAUACUAAUGCAACAGAAUGCUUUGGACGAGUUGCGACGACUCUUGGCCUACAUUCAGAGCACAAGUGGCGCAGCACCGCUAGACUUAGGCUCGUUUCCUGCCGCCGCAAAACUACAGGCACUCUUACAGGGGCCCCACGAGCCACCGAAUAGUAGCUAAACAUUAUAUGACAAACUUGUGCAAAGUACGAUGUUAAGCGAAUAGAAAGAGCAGAGAUAAGGAUUUGCGAGUGAAACGAGAUAGUGCCAAAGACACAUUCGGUUCACAGCACGAAUGCUGCGUACUUCCGAUCUUUUUUCGCUAUCAGCAAUUUAGUUAGUAACGCACGACUAGCUAAUAGUUUUUAAUUUUUAGAGUAAAAUGAAAACGAUUUUAAUCAAGCGCAGUUUUGUAAAUGCGUAUAAUUAUAGAGAUUUAUGUUUGAAUCAAUCUACACUAGUCAUCACAGCCAUGCCAAAAAUGUUAAGUGAUAUUUUUCAAAUUUCUUUUUUUCAAUUUGUAUAUUUUACACAUAUUUUUAAGCAUCGAAAAAGCAAUUGAACAUUUAAUAUCUAAGUAUUUGAUUUUAUUAUGAAACAUGCCUAUUUAUAGGUAAUAGUUUUUGCAAAGAACAAACUAUAAUAAAUGUAAAUGA